This is a messenger RNA of Episyrphus balteatus (marmalade hoverfly), 2484 nucleotides long. RefSeq lists its product as uncharacterized. Bases 1310 to 2368 code for a protein of 352 amino acids. The record is from RefSeq and is a predicted model, not a curated record. Gene Ontology annotation, cellular component: membrane. NCBI's taxonomy places the organism in Eukaryota, Metazoa, Arthropoda, Insecta, Diptera, Syrphidae. The transcript has 2 exons.
UCACAACUUCAUUCAGUUGAUAAAUUAAAAAAAAUUUAAUUACUAGACAUGAGCACCUAGCUAGAACAGCAUCUGAGCAAAAACUUUGAGCCUAUUGAGCGCCCACUUACACUUCACCUAAAAAGCUGAAAUUUCACGUGAGUAAUACAAAACACAUAUGCAACCAAUUUUUGAGUGGGGAACAACGGAAAUGUAAAAAUCCAAAAAUUGGACCACUAAUAUACAUAAAUCAUUUAUUAACACGUAUUACAACAACUACAUGAGAUCUUGCUUUUCAUCAGGAUCACGAAACGUGAUCUUGCUUUUCAUCAGGAUCACAAAUCGUGAUAUUGCUUUUUAUCAGGAUCACGAAUCGAAAUCUGAGAUUAGAUUAAAUCUCACUAAAAACAUAUAAAUACGCUUAAAAAUUAAUAUUUUUCACCUUAUUUGUGUAAAUAUUAUUAUUUAAAAAAAAAUUGCACCCAAAUAUAUUUGUUUUAAAUAAAACUGGAUUUGGAGGAAUUUUCCUAACUUUAAAAUGCACGACAAUUCUGGGCUUAUGUUGUUAAUACCAAACUCCAUAGAAUUUCGAGGUUCCCAUACACUUUUACUAUACUAUACCUGAAAUGCAUAAUUAGUACCUACUUUUUUAACAUUUUGGACCGAUAAAUGUUUUUCUUAUUUUUCAAACCAAAUCUAUUGAAUUUUUUGAUAAAAACAAGAACUCUAAGCCCCCUCCCUGCGUACGCUCUAGUAAUAAUCCAUUUGAAAAUUGAACCCAUUGUCAAUGCGACAAGAGGUCAAACAUACAUGAACUAAACAUAGUUGAAACGAAGUAAGAAUAACUUUCCUACAACACCUUCACUAUGAAAUUGUUUUCGGAAAACAAAGGGGUUCGGCAUUCGGUUCGUGCAUCUUCCCCUCAUUUAAUAUCACAUUGUUCAUUUUUCCCUGAACAAUCAUCACCCACCUGCCUCUGGCCAGCGACGCACUCCGUUCCACUAGAUAGGCCACGAAACGAUCGCAUUCAUUUGAUCUAGCAAAGCAUGGAAGAGGGUUUCUAUUCAUUGCAUGGGCCAUUGUGGUUAGUAUUUAGUUAGAUAACCAACAACUAACACCGACCCAAUUCGGAAGUUCUUACAGUUUACCAUUUUACCUACAUAAGUUGCUUUAUAAAACAAUUCGGAAAUGCACAUAAGGGUUGUGACGCUCCAAAAAUAUUUAGUGGAAAAACGCGCAACGAUAAAAACUGCGUUUAUUAGCCAAGUUUUGUAAAUAGUUAAUCGUGGACCUUAUUUCGGUUCGGGUAGAAACAACGUCAUAUUUUAAAAUGGGAAGAAAAUUUAAUCAUAUAUGUUUACUCAACUGUUGCAAUUUUAUGUUUUUGAUAUGCGGUGGGUUCUUGAUUUUUGGUGGAUUCUAUAUAUUCACCGAUACAAAAAGAAUAUUACUUUCACGUCUCUUAACCUCAACUAGUGACCAAUUCAACAGUUUACCCCAACCCUUAUUUUAUUAUAUAUCAUUUGGACUAGCAGCUGCUGGGACAAUAGCAGUUCUUGCUUCUAUAAUUGGAUUUUGGGCAUCAUGUCUGAACACAUACUGGUUCCUCGGCUUUUACUUUUCUGCAGUAGCCUUACUUCUUUUAGCUGAAUCGGUUGUUUGCCUCGCUUUAACUCUGUGGCCACAUUGCUUGGGUAUAAGUUUGGAUGCCAUUGAAAUGGUGAAAGCGUUGCAAGGAAAUUACGGUAUUCCAGGGAAGGAACAAUUUACGAUUGCAAUGGAUCUCGCUCAGACACGGUUCAAAUGCUGCGGCAUGAACAGUGAAAUAAAUUAUGAUACAUCUAUGUGGCGACUGCAGGGCUUUGGAACUCGAGAAUGGGUUGUGCCUUUAACAUGCUGCAUUCUUAAUAAUGAGCACGAGCCAUUGUCAUACCUAGAUCCAAAGCCAUUCAACCAAAGUCAGUGCGAAACUCUACAGAAAGUUGAAUUUUCAAAAUAUCGUCACACUAGUCCCUGUCUGGAGUAUUUAGAUAUGUGGUAUAGAGAACAAUAUUUACUAUUUUUUGGUGGAAGCCUUUUAGUUAUCAUAGUAGAGUUUUUGGUUCUAUUGAGUAUAAUUUUGACCUGCUCAAAAAUGUCUGCGAGAGCUGAAAGGGCAAAGGAUUUUUUAAAAAUAAAAACAGAAGGUGCAACAGCAAAUCAAGCCUUUGUGGAGAACAUUUAUGGUUCAGACAGUGCUAGUAAUGUUCUACGAGGAAGACAGCAGUUACCAAGUGAUUUCAAAGAAAUUUAUAUACAGCCGCAAGAUUUAAUGAAGAGCCGACAUAAUACAACUUUUAAGCCUGGACGAAGCCAAUAUCACGUCUCGACAAGAAGAUACUUUGUUUAGAAUUAUGAAUAUCAAAAACUAUGAUUUUUACAUGUAUUGAAUUAAAUAAAACAAAAUAAAAUACAUACUUCAAAAGUAUGUACAUACAUUUAUGUAGGUACUAUAAAUUUUGUUUG